Etheostoma cragini (Arkansas darter) is the source of this 4496-nucleotide messenger RNA. It is a transcript of the gene srgap2, whose product is annotated as SLIT-ROBO Rho GTPase activating protein 2. Gene Ontology annotation, molecular function: protein binding. Bases 469 to 3849 code for a protein of 1126 amino acids. Gene Ontology annotation, biological process: negative regulation of cell migration; signal transduction. The transcript is spliced from 23 exons. The record is from RefSeq and is a predicted model, not a curated record. Gene Ontology annotation, cellular component: cytoplasm. NCBI's taxonomy places the organism in Eukaryota, Metazoa, Chordata, Actinopteri, Perciformes, Percidae.
UUCAGGAGGGGGAAGAGGAGAGAGCAGUUUGGACAGGCGGACGGGCAGUUGCGAGAGACCUAUACCCGCUAAGGGCAAAUACAGUAUAGAAAGAAAAAAAAAACUUUUGGAAGUGCUGACUGACAAGCAAGCACUGUUUGUUUUCUAAGAAGGGAAUGAAUCUCCUUUCGCUUGGAGUUGUUUGCACCAUAACCGGUUUUGAGGAGGCGGUGAGGCGCGGCGGCAGAUGGGAACAUACAGCAGCAGCGCCAAACUCACAAUGCGCCCCGAGUGAACAGAGCCAGGGAGACAAUACAGAUCCACGGGCACACUGAGGAGCUGCAAUCUCUCAUCUGGGCUCUUAUUUUUAUUUCUUCCAAAACCUGUCCCAGAGUGGCAUUUCUCUCCGUCUGCAGCUGCUUUUGUGAUUGACUGAGACAAAAUUGACUUCGCUACGAGGGCAAGUGGUCUGAUCUCCGAAACUCAGCCAUGACGUCUCCGGCGAAAUUCCGAAAGGACAAGGAGAUAGUGGCCGAAUAUGAAACUCAAGUUAAAGAGGUCCGCGCCCAGCUGGUGGAGCAGCUCAAGUGUCUGGAUCAGCAGUGUGAGCUGAGGGUGCAGCUGCUGCAGGACCUGCAGGACUUCUUCAGAAAGAAGGCAGAGAUCGAGGUGGACUACAGCCGCAACCUUGAAAAGCUGGCCGAGAGAUUCCUCACCAAGACCCGCAGCACCAAGGACCAUCUUCUCAAGAAGGAGCACAGCAUUUUAUCCCCAGUGAACUGCUGGAACCUGUUGCUGCUUCAGGUGAAGAGGGAGAGCCGUGACCACGCCACACUGUCUGACCUCUACCUCAACAACAUCAUCCCCCGCUUUGCACAGAUCAGCGAGGAUUCGGGACGCCUCUUUAAAAAGAGCAAAGAGGUUGGCGUACAGCUGCAAGAGGACCUGAUGAAAGUUCUUAAUGAGCUUUACACGGUGAUGAAGACGUACCACAUGUACAACACUGACAGCAUCAAUGCCGAGUCCAAGCUGAAGGAUGCGGAGAAGCAGGAGGAGAAGCAGAUGGGACGCUCCGGUCGACAAGACGACCGACAGACGCCACGGUCCCCUGACACCUUGACCAGCAUCAAGACCGACGAGAAGCCCGUCCGACGCUCCAGUGUCAAGAAAAUCGAGAAGAUGAAGGAGAAGAGACAAGCUAAGUACACAGAGAACAAGCUGAAGGCCAUCAAGGCCAGGAAUGAGUACCUGCUAGCUCUUGAGGCCACCAACAGCUGUGUCUUCAAAUAUUACAUCCAUGACCUCUCCGACAUCAUUGACUGCUGUGACCUAGGCUACCAUGCUAGCCUGCAACGUGCCCUGAGGACCUACCUGUCUGCGGAACAGAAUGUAGAGACGUCCAAACACUCCGGCCUGGAGACCCUAGAGGGGGCCGCAGAGAGUCUGGAGGCCAACGGGGACAAACAGAAGCUGAUGGAGACCUACAACAACGUCUUCUGCCCCCCAGCUCGUUUUGACUUCCAGUCCCACAUGGGAGACACGAUGGGAGUGAUGUGUGCACAGCAGCCGCUGGAAGUUGAGCUACUCCAGAGGUGUCAGCAGCUGCAGUCUCGCCUCUCCACCCUCAAGAUUGAAAAUGAAGAGGUGAAGAAAACGAUGGAGGCCACUCUGUCCACCAUCCAAGACAUGGUGACGGUGGAGGACUACGACGUCUCUGAGUGCUUCCACCACAGCAACAGCAUGGAGUCGGUCAAGUCCACUUUCAGCGAAUCCUAUCUCAGUAAACCCAGCCUGGCCAAACGACGGGCCAAUCAGCAGGAGACGGAACAGUUUUACUUCACGAAGCUGAAGGAGUUUCUGGAAGGUAGGAACCUGAUCACCAAGCUGGAGGCCAAGCACGACCUCAUCGACAAGACCCUGGAAGAGAGUCAGAAGACUGAUUGUUGCCUUUCCAGUGGACGGAGAAACUCGGCGGUACGGAAACAGGAGUCUGAUGAGGCCAUUCCUCUAAUGGUCAAAAGCUGCAUCCGCUUCAUCAGUCGCCAUGGUCUGCAGCAUGAGGGGAUCUUUAGAGUGUCAGGCUCUCAGGUGGAAGUCAAUGACAUCAAGAAUGCCUUUGAGAGAGGAGAGGACCCCCUGGCAGGGGACCAGAAUGACCAUGACAUGGACUCCAUUGCUGGUGUCCUAAAGCUCUACUUUAGAGGAUUGGACCACGCCCUCUUCCCUAAGGAAGUCUUCCAUGACCUCAUAUCCUGUGUCUCGAUGGAGAGCCUCCAUGAGCGGGCAGUCCACAUAAAGAAAGUUCUGCAAUCUCUGCCGAGCAAAACCCUCAUCAUUAUGAGAUACCUGUUCGCCUUCCUCAACCACCUGUCCCAGUACAGCGAGGAGAACAUGAUGGACCCCUACAACCUGGCUAUCUGUUUUGGCCCCACCCUGAUGUCUGUCCCUGAAGGCAACGACCAGGUCUCCUGCCAGGCCCAUGUCAACGAACUCAUUAAAACGAUCAUCAUCCACCAUAACACUAUCUUCCCCGGGCUACAGGAUCUACAGGGCCCCAUCUACACCAUUCCUGGAUCUGGAGAUGACUGCUGUGACAGUCCACACUGUGAGCCCCCCCUUGUGGAGGAGCCUGCGCCUGACACUGUCUCUGUCAGGCACAACAGCGAAGAUGGCUCCUUGGCUGUUUCAGAGUCGGAACCUUUCGAAGCCAUUGCUCGGUUUGACUACUCCGGUCGGACUUGUCGGGAGCUAUCGUUCAAGAAGGGUGCAUCUCUGCUUCUGUUCCAGCGAGCCUCUGACGACUGGUGGGAGGGACGACAUAACGGAGUGGAUGGACUGGUGCCACACCAGUACAUUGUGGUCCAAGACACGUCUGACGGGGACAGGGGAAGUCCAAAACCUGAUGUGGACAGCAGGGACCUGCUGGAGGAGAGAGUGUCUACUAGAGUUAACGCUGCCUCUCCUACUGGAGCACACGUGGCUGACAUCUACCUGGCCAACCUGAACAAGCUGAGGAAGCGUCCAGAGUCAGGGAGCAUCCGAAGAGCGUUCCGAAGCUCAGAAAGCGACAGUGCAAGUCCAGGAGCCAGUGGAGGAGGGGUGAGAACCGCGUCUCUUCCUGUUGGUGGGGCUCUGGUGAAAGAAACUGGAGACAAACGACCUGUCAGCGCUCACAGCAUCCUCAACUCAGUCACCCGCCACUCCUCUCUCAAGACCAAGGUGGAGAGUCCACAGUUGCGGAAGACAACUACAGCAGGGCGUUCUAAGAGCUUCAGCAACCACAGACCACUUGACCCUGAGGUCAUAGCCCAGGUGGAGCACAGCUCACAGGACAUUGAGGAUGCGAUGAGCUCUGCCCUGAGUGAGCUUAGUAAGUUGGAGAGACAGAGCACCUCGAAACAUACACACACACCUGACGUGGUCCUGGACACACUGGAGCAGCUGAAAGGUGUGGGUGGUGGAGGAGGUGGAGCCUCGGAGCCCUCCAGUCCACUCCACUCCCGUCUGUUACGGGACUGUGAGGGGAGCUCCUCACAUGCUCACCCACUUCAGCGCAGCGCUUCCUCCGCCAGCGACACACCCUCCUCGUUUCGCCCGGCCAAGAGCCAGCCACGGAGCCCCCUGCCCUCUGCCACAUCCCCCUCUCUCUCCUCAUCUGUACCUUCCUUUAGAGAGCUGCGCCCACCAGCAACUAGGCCCAAGCCUGUGGUGUUCCCAAAGAGCGGAGGUGGCAGUCCAGCCAUGGGUUCCCCGACCUCUACUGUGCCCCCUACGCCUCCUCCUCCACUUACGGGCCACACACACUCUCUCCCUCACACCCCUCCUCCUCCACCUCCACCCCAGUCUAAUGACAAAUCCUGCCCGGCUUAGGUCUUCUUGGUCCUACCCACGAUACUGAUUCUUACAUACUCUUUGAUUCUUACAGCUCUUCUACCAGGUGUUUUACACACGACCUAACUCACCACUUGUGUAGCAUUCAGUUCUUGGUGUCCGGGUGAGUUCUUAAGGCAUCAUGUUCUUUUUAGAGUGUCAAGAGUUUUUUUGCCCCUUUACUGGCAGCAAUGCUUACUGCAGGUCAGCUAUCAGAGGGUGUAGAUUAGUGAAUUCACAUCAAAGAUACUUCUUUUUCUUUUGCUAACAGAGAUCCAAAGCAUCACUGGAUUUUGAAAUUCAUUUCACAAGGGAACGGGACUCAGGAUGGAUACUUACAGGCCUACAGCUUACAUACACUAGCUUGUGAUAUUUGGAAUUGUGUUUGAGUGGGUGUGCAGGAGUGUUCCUUGCCUUUACACGCAGAUCUAAGUGUGGAACAAAAGACACUGUUUGAUUUUGUAUAGUAGACAUGACUGUUUUCCUUUUUGUUUUCAAUGACCCAUGACUAGCAGACUGGAAGGGAAGGUAGGGAGAAUAGACUGUGAAAUGCUGAGCUCUCGCUCUGUGUUGAAAUGAAACACACUGACUUGCUGCUUCAGAAGUGGAAGACUGUAAGAUAAAGGUGGACUUUUGAGAUGAUGAAA